AUGGGUAAAGAUAAUCUGAUUUUCAAGCUGGACAAUUUGGAAUACCAAAUUCAUUAUAUGAACAAUGAAGCUGAACAGUUCCAACCAAGGUUCAAGCAAACUUUGCAGUUCUUCAACUCGAAGAGCAGAAAGACUAAUAAGAAAGUUACUAAAUUGUUAGAAGCUGCUGACAAGCAAAAAAUAAAUGGUGAAAUCAGCUCACUUCGAUUGAAGAUUCUUGACCAAAAAAUUCAUCAUGUUUUGCAAAGGUUGCAGACUCACUGGAUAAAAAAUCCUCUUAUUUUAAGAGAACCAGAGGUCGCCAAGAUUGGUGCUGAACAGUUUAUCAAAUAUAUGUCAUACAGCAAGCUAGUGAAGCUUACAAUGUCUUUAAUGGGUGGGAACAAAACAUGUCCAGAAUGGUUCCGCGAGCAUGAGUUUUACCAAAUCAGUAACGAUAAGACAAAUGAACUGAACCCAAGUCGAAUCUAUAAUGGGGUCUUUUCGAAGAACAAGCUUAAUUCAUUGGUCUCAAAACUUCUGAAUAAUAAGAACGUAAAAGAUCUCAUACAGACAUAUGAAAAUGGUAUUCAUGUAAUUCUCAAUGAAAAGGAUAAGAUUCAGAAGGAUACCACUACAGCUUCUACCAAGCAGUCCAAAACAAAAUCGGAAGAUACAUCAACUGAUAAAAACAUCGAUGGAGUGUCAAAAACGGAGAAAGGCGCUACAGAAUCUGAAUCUGAAUCUGAUUUAUUAGAAGAAAAUUCAGAAAGGGAAGCUCCUGAACUUGAUUCAGAAACAGAAGAGUUACUUUCAAAACAAUACGAUGGUUUAUUAGUGGGAUCUGAUGAGGAAAGUGAACCAGAAUUUCAAUUGGACCCAACGAUAGACUAUAACCAGGUGACUGAUGAAGAAGACAAAGAGGAAUAUUCUGCUGAUGAGGAUGACGAGGAAAAUUCGGAUUCAGACUCCGGAGAGCCCUCUAACAAGAAGCCUAAAUAUAAUCUACCUGAGUUAAUGAACGGUUACAUUAGUGGCGAUGAGGAGGAAGAUUUGGAUGAUAAGGUAGCAAGAAAGCAAAUCGCAGCUGUGCCUGUGAAGAAGAACCGUAGAGGACAAAGAGCUAGACAAAAAAUCUGGGAGAAGAAGUACGGUUCACAAGCUAAGCAUGUCCAAAGACAGCUUGAGAAAGAACAUAAAGAACGUGAAACAAGACAACAGGAAUACGAACAAAGACAAGCAAAACGUGAGGCAAAAGCAGCCCAAUUAGCGGAACAACAGAGGAAGCGCGUUUCUCAAUACAACUCUCAAAGUUCAACUUCUAACAUACCGCCACCACCACAACCGGUCAUUACAGCUGAUAAGCCUAUCCAUCCAUCCUGGGAGGCUAAGAGGAUUGCCGAAGAGAAACAGAAGAACGUUAAGUUCCAAGGUAAAAAGAUUACCUUUGGUUGA
Molecule: messenger RNA, 1434 nt
Organism: Kluyveromyces lactis
Lineage: Eukaryota; Fungi; Ascomycota; Saccharomycetes; Saccharomycetales; Saccharomycetaceae
Gene: BUD22
Product: Bud22p
Exons: 1
Coding region: 1-1434 (477 amino acids)
Biological process (GO): maturation of SSU-rRNA
Cellular component (GO): nucleus; 90S preribosome
Source: RefSeq, a predicted model, not a curated record